AUGCCUGAGAACGCAGGACCCGUCAUGGAGGAAGAAGUGGAGACCUUUGCUUUCCAGGCUGAGAUUGCUCAGCUGAUGUCCCUGAUCAUCAACACCUUCUACUCAAACAAAGAGAUCUUCCUUAGAGAGCUUAUCUCCAACUCCUCUGAUGCCUUGGACAAAAUCAGAUACGAAAGCCUGACAGACCCCAGCAGACUCGACUCCUGCAAGGACCUGAAGAUUGAAGUCACGCCUGACCUGCUGGCCCGCACUCUCACCCUGAUGGACACAGGUAUCGGCAUGACAAAGGCUGAUCUGAUCAACAACCUGGGCACCAUCGCCAAGUCUGGCACCAAGGCUUUCAUGGAAGCUCUGCAGGCUGGAGCUGACAUCUCCAUGAUUGGUCAGUUUGGUGUUGGUUUCUACUCCGCCUACCUGGUGGCUGAGAGAGUGACAGUCAUUACCAAGCACAAUGAUGACGAGCAGUACAUCUGGGAGUCUGCAGCUGGAGGAUCCUUCACAGUAAAAGUAGACCCUGGAGAGUCCAUCGGCAGAGGCACAAAAGUGAUCCUUCACCUCAAAGAAGAUCAGACAGAAUACUGCGAGGAGAAGCGCAUCAAGGAAGUUGUGAAGAAGCACUCUCAGUUCAUUGGCUACCCCAUUACCCUUUAUGUGGAGAAGACAAGGGAGAAGGAAGUGGACCUGGAGGGAGGAGAGAAGGAGGAGGAAGUUGAGAAAGAUGCUGCUGAGAACAAGGACAAACCCAAGAUCGAGGAUGUCGGAUCUGAUGAAGAUGAAGACUCAAAGGACGGUCAGAACAAGAGGAAGAAGAAGGUCAAGGAAAAGUACAUUGACGCCCAGGAGCUGAACAAGACCAAGCCAAUCUGGACCCGUAACCCUGAUGACAUCACCAAUGAUGAGUAUGGAGAGUUCUACAAGAGUCUGACCAACGACUGGGAAGACCACCUGGCUGUCAAACAUUUCUCAGUGGAGGGUCAGCUGGAGUUCCGUGCUUUACUCUUUGUACCCAGAAGAGCUUCUUUUGACCUCUUUGAGAACAAGAAAAAGAAGAACAACAUCAAGCUGUACGUCCGCAGAGUCUUCAUCAUGGACAACUGCGAUGAGCUCAUCCCUGAGUACCUCAAUUUCAUCAAGGGUGUGGUGGACUCUGAGGAUCUGCCCCUGAACAUCUCCAGAGAGAUGCUGCAGCAGAGCAAGAUCCUCAAAGUCAUCCGCAAGAACCUGGUCAAGAAGUGCCUGGAGCUCUUCACUGAGCUCUCAGAGGACAAGGACAACUACAAGAAAUACUACGAGCAGUUCUCCAAGAACAUCAAGCUUGGUAUCCAUGAAGACUCCGCCAACAGGAAGAAGUUGUCAGACCUGCUGCGUUACUUCACCUCAGCGUCCGGAGAUGAGAUGAUUUCCCUGAAAGAAUAUGUUUGCCGCAUGAAGGAGAACCAGAAACACAUCUACUACAUCACUGGUGAGACCAAAGACCAGGUGGCUAACUCUGCCUUCGUGGAGCGCCUUCGCAAAGCUGGCCUUGAGGUCAUCUACAUGAUCGAGCCCAUCGAUGAGUACUGUGUCCAGCAGCUGAAGGAGUAUGAUGGCAAGAACCUGAUUUCAGUAACCAAGGAAGGCCUGGAGCUGCCUGAGGAUGAUGAUGAGAAGAAGAAGCAGGAGGAGCUCAAAACUAAAUUUGAAAACCUGUGCAAGAUCAUGAAGGACAUCCUCGACAAGAAGAUAGAAAAGGUCACAGUCUCCAACCGCCUGGUCUCCUCCCCAUGCUGCAUCGUCACCAGCACUUAUGGCUGGACGGCUAACAUGGAGAGGAUCAUGAAGUCCCAGGCUCUGAGGGAUAACUCCACCAUGGGCUACAUGACAGCAAAGAAGCACCUUGAGAUCAACCCCGACCACCCCAUCGUGGAGACCCUGAGGCAAAAGGCAGAGGUUGACAAGAACGACAAGGCUGUUAAGGACUUGGUUAUCCUUCUGUUCGAAACAGCCCUGCUGUCUUCAGGAUUCACACUGGAGGACCCACAGACACAUGCCAACCGCAUCUACAGAAUGAUCAAGCUGGGUCUUGGCAUUGAUGAUGAUGAUUCUGCAGUUGAGGACCUCAUUCAGCCUGCCGAUGAAGACAUGCCAGUCUUGGAGGGAGAUGAUGACACAUCAAGGAUGGAGGAAGUUGACUAAACUACAUUAAUAAUUAGUAUUUUUGUAAAUUACCUAGCAUCUUCUAAAAUACAUUUCAUCUCAACAGAACA
Molecule: messenger RNA, 2246 nt
Organism: Notolabrus celidotus (New Zealand spotty)
Lineage: Eukaryota; Metazoa; Chordata; Actinopteri; Labriformes; Labridae
Gene: hsp90aa1.1
Product: heat shock protein 90, alpha (cytosolic), class A member 1, tandem duplicate 1
Exons: 10
Coding region: 1-2175 (724 amino acids)
Biological process (GO): protein stabilization; protein folding; cellular response to heat
Cellular component (GO): protein-containing complex; cytosol; perinuclear region of cytoplasm
Molecular function (GO): ATP binding; ATP hydrolysis activity; ATP-dependent protein folding chaperone
Source: RefSeq, a predicted model, not a curated record